AUGGCCGAGAAGCAGAAGCACGAUGGGCGGGUGAAGAUCGGCCACUACGUGCUGGGGGACACGCUGGGGGUCGGCACCUUCGGCAAAGUCAAGAUUGGUGAACACCAGCUGACAGGGCACAAAGUAGCAGUGAAGAUUCUGAACAGGCAGAAAAUCCGCAGCCUGGAUGUGGUGGGGAAGAUCAAACGAGAAAUUCAGAACCUGAAACUCUUCCGGCACCCUCACAUUAUCAAACUGUACCAGGUCAUCAGCACACCAACAGACUUCUUCAUGGUCAUGGAAUACGUGUCCGGCGGGGAAUUGUUUGAUUACAUCUGUAAGCACGGACGUGUCGAGGAGGCAGAAGCUCGACGCCUUUUCCAGCAGAUCCUCUCUGCAGUGGAUUACUGCCACAGGCACAUGGUUGUGCACAGGGACCUGAAGCCAGAGAAUGUACUGCUGGAUGCCCACAUGAAUGCAAAGAUAGCUGAUUUUGGACUGUCCAACAUGAUGUCAGAUGGUGAAUUUCUGCGCACCAGCUGUGGUUCCCCAAAUUAUGCAGCCCCUGAAGUCAUCUCUGGAAGGCUCUAUGCUGGCCCAGAGGUGGACAUCUGGAGCUGUGGUGUCAUCCUCUACGCCCUCCUGUGUGGCACUCUGCCUUUUGACGACGAGCACGUGCCCACCCUGUUCAAGAAGAUCCGUGGGGGUGUGUUUUACAUCCCUGAGUACCUCAACCGCUCCGUGGCCACACUCCUCAUGCACAUGCUGCAGGUGGACCCCCUCAAGAGAGCCACCAUCAAGGACAUCAGGGAGCACGAGUGGUUCAAGGAGGAGCUGCCCAGUUACCUGUUCCCAGAGGACCCUUCCUACGACGCCACGGUCGUCGACGACGAGGCGGUGCGGGAGGUGUGCGAGAAGUUCGAGUGCACGGAGUCGGAGGUGAUGAACAGCCUGUACAGCGGUGACCCCCAGGACCAGCUGGCCGUGGCCUAUCACCUGGUCAUCGACAACCGCCGCAUCAUGAACCAGGCCAGCGAGUUCUACCUGGCCUCCAGCCCUCCCACGGGCUCCUUCAUGGAUGACAGUGCCCUGCACAUCCCUCCGGGCGUGAAGCCGCACCCCGAGCGCAUGCCGCCGCUCGUCGCCGACAGCCCCAAAGCCCGCUGCCCCCUGGAUGCCCUCAACACCACCAAGCCAAAGCCCCUGACUGUCAAAAAGGCCAAGUGGCACCUGGGCAUCCGCAGCCAGAGCAAACCCUAUGAUAUUAUGGCCGAGGUGUACCGGGCUAUGAAGCAGCUGGACUUCGAGUGGAAGGUGGUGAACGCCUACCACCUGCGGGUGCGCCGCAAGAACCCCGUCACCGGCAACUACGUGAAGAUGAGCCUGCAGCUCUACCAGGUGGACAACCGCAGCUAUCUGCUGGACUUCAAAAGCAUCGAUGACGAGGUGACGGAGCAGAGGUCUGGCUCCUCCACGCCCCAACGCUCCUGCUCAGCCGCGGGCUUGCACCGGCCGCGCCUGAGCAUCGACGCGGCCGCGGCCACCGAGUGCCAGUCCCUGAUGGGCUCCCUGAGCGGCUCCUUCGUGGGCAGCAUCCCCUCGGUGCCCCCCCGCCUGGGCAGCCACACCAUGGACUUCUUCGAGAUGUGUGCCAGCCUCAUCAUGGCCCUGGCCCGCUGAUGGCACCGGCCCCUCUGC
Molecule: messenger RNA, 1677 nt
Organism: Cinclus cinclus
Lineage: Eukaryota; Metazoa; Chordata; Aves; Passeriformes; Cinclidae
Gene: PRKAA2
Product: protein kinase AMP-activated catalytic subunit alpha 2
Exons: 9
Coding region: 1-1659 (552 amino acids)
Biological process (GO): intracellular signal transduction; protein phosphorylation
Cellular component (GO): cytoplasm
Molecular function (GO): AMP-activated protein kinase activity; ATP binding
Source: RefSeq, a predicted model, not a curated record